AGCUGCUCCUGCACUUCGUCAUGAACCAGGAACCCGUGAGCAUGGCAGGGAAGUGUGACACCAUCUACAAGGGCUUCGCGGGCUGCCUCAUCAGCCUGGGGGACAGCAUGGCACAGAGCGUCCAGCAGCAGGAGAGUGGCCAGGAGGUGCAGGAGCUGGACACCAUCUGCAAGUCCUGGGACGACUUUCAUGCCUGCGCCAGCGGGGUCCUGUCAAGCUGCCCCGAGGAGGCAGCUGCCAUCUGGGAGUCGCUGCGGGAGGAGUCCCGCAAGAUCCAGUUCCAGGGAAACCUGCACGAGCUCUGCAACGCACGGGCCCGGGCCCGUCUGGCCAGUGCCCAGGGCUCUCCAGCUGCUGAGACCAAUCAGGAGACCCUGAGGGGCUCAGCCACCCCCAUGCGCCUCUGCCUCCUGCCCUUGCUAGCCCUGCCGCUGCUGGCACCCUGGAUCUAGCCCUG
Molecule: messenger RNA, 457 nt
Organism: Tinamus guttatus (white-throated tinamou)
Lineage: Eukaryota; Metazoa; Chordata; Aves; Tinamiformes; Tinamidae
Source: RefSeq, a predicted model, not a curated record